Sitodiplosis mosellana (orange wheat blossom midge) is the source of this 1776-nucleotide messenger RNA. RefSeq names its product E3 ubiquitin-protein ligase parkin (gene park). Gene Ontology annotation, biological process: regulation of cellular response to oxidative stress; autophagy of mitochondrion; negative regulation of protein phosphorylation. The transcript has 5 exons. Bases 178 to 1638 code for a protein of 486 amino acids. Lineage: Eukaryota; Metazoa; Arthropoda; Insecta; Diptera; Cecidomyiidae. The record is from RefSeq and is a predicted model, not a curated record. Gene Ontology annotation, cellular component: Golgi apparatus; endoplasmic reticulum; ubiquitin ligase complex. Gene Ontology annotation, molecular function: ubiquitin conjugating enzyme binding; zinc ion binding; ubiquitin protein ligase activity.
UCAGUGUCGAACUGUCAAGUCAGCUGUACCGUGUGUGUAUGCACACACAUAGUCAUAAUAGUACGCAAUAAUUUCUGUUUAUUUUCUCACUAAGCACUUAUUUCUUUUCCCUAAUCGUCUCUCGCCAAAUGAAAUCGAAGCAGCGAAUAAUAAACGUACAAUGAGCCGGUCGGGAACAUGAGUUUCAUAAUCAAUUUUUUGAAGAAUUUUCUACACAACAUGCUACAAUUAUUGUCAUUUGGUAAGAAAACCAUCAAGAACACACUGAGCAUUUAUGUGAAAUUCAAUCGUGACACAUUGUCGGUUGAUCUUGAUCCACAUUGGGUUAUACGAGAAGUGAAAGAAUUUGUUGCACCACAGCUCGGUUUGCAGCCGAACGAGGUGAAAAUCAUAUUUGCUGGCAAAGAACUCAGCGAUACAACGAAAUUAGAGGAAUGUGAUUUGGGUCAACAAAGUAUUUUACAUGCUGUCAAAGCGCGGUCUCAGCCAAUUUCGAAGCGUUCGCUGAAUGUGCCAACGAAUUCGUCCAUCGAAGAGGAGCCAAACGAAGAACAUGACGCAACAAAACCAUUGUCGCAAACGCUAACCGAUCUGCAAUUCUCCGAUGUGACACACGACAAUAGAACUGAUAAAGAAAAACGGAAUGAAGGCGAGGAAAUGAAGGCACGAUUCUUCCUCUACUGUUCGCAUUGUAACGAUUUAUGCCCGGGUAAAUUGCGUGUUCGUUGUUCUUUAUGCAAAGGUGGUGCGUUUACUGUGUACAAAGAUCCAGAAGGUUGGGACGAUGUUUUGUUGCCAAAUCGAAUACCAGGUCUGUGUGAAACCAACGAAAUUUCAUGUACACGAGACAAUGGCGAGCUACCAUUUGCGGAAUUUUAUUUUAAAUGCGCCAAACAUACGUCAAUGGGUGAAAAAGACUUUGGCGCACCACUCAGUUUGAUUAAACGUAAUGUCAAACAAAUACCGUGCCUAUCAUGCACCGAUGUGUGCGAUCCAAUUCUAGUUUUCCCGUGUCAUGCGGGCCAUGUUACCUGUUUGGAUUGCUUUCGACAGUACUGUUUAACAAGACUAAUGGAACGACAAUUCAUUUCACACGAUGACAUUGGCUAUACACUACCGUGUCCAGCUGGCUGUGAAAAUUCGUUCAUCAUCGAAAUUCAUCACUUUAAAUUACUGACAAAAGAGCAAUACGAUCGAUAUCAACGAUUUGCAACGGAAGAAUAUGUCCUGAAAGCGGGUGGUGUAUUGUGUCCGCAACCAGAUUGCGGAAUGGGCUUCAUUGUCGAUCCAGAUUGCAAAAAAAUUACCUGCUCGAAUGGCUGUGGUUUUGUGUUUUGCCGAGACUGUCUACAAGGUUAUCACAUUGGCGAUUGCAUUCCAGACGAUGGAACGAAUGCCACAUCGAAUCAUUCACAGUAUUCCUUUGAUCCCCUGCGAGCUACUGAAGCAAGAUGGGACGAUGCAUCGAGAGUCACCAUUAAAGUCAUAUCGAAACCGUGUCCAAAAUGUCGAACGCCAACGGAACGUGAUGGCGGUUGUAUGCAUAUCGUGUGCACAAGAUCUGGUUGUUCAUUCGAAUGGUGUUGGGUAUGCCAAGCCGAAUGGACCAGAGAUUGUAUGGCUCAGCAUUGGUUCUAAUAGCCUAUUGCGGACAUAUUGGUUCGCCUAAGCCAAUAACAUUUAGGUGUUAGAUAGGAAAACAUUUUUUAUUUGCGAAAAACGAAGCAAUAUUUUUAUGAUUGUUUUGAUAGAAAAUAAAUUGAAGAUUCACUCCAA